UGUCAUUUGUUAUCAAUAUAUGCUAGGGAUUUAAAAAAGUUUGGGCUUACACGAAGUUUGACGGUCGUUUCUGUGAAAACUUCUAUACACAAUACGUGUAACAAUGUCUGUGCACGUAUUUAACAAAAAUGUCAAAGUUCUCAGAAAUCGUGGAUUAUCAUUUGCCGUUUCAUCGUCAUCACAUUACAGUACUGAAUCCUCUGACCCGCAUGUUUUGAAAAAGCCAGUUCUGUCACAAUUGAAAAAAGGUACUGGGGGAAGAUCUAGUUUCAAUGGAGUGGUCGCAACUGUUUUUGGAGCGUCUGGUUUCUUGGGAGGCUAUCUCGUAAACAAACUAGGAAUAUGUGGCACUCAACUGGUUAUUCCGUACCGAGGAGAUGCAUACUUUGUUAAAGAUCUAAAACUAACGGGAGAUCUUGGUCAAGUAAAUUUCCAACCAUUUCAUUUGCAAGAUGAUGAGUCCAUCAGAAAAGCUGUUAAAUAUUCAAAUGUUGUAAUCAACUUAAUCGGCCGUGACUGGGAGACAAAAAAUUUUAAAUUUAAUGACGUUCAUGUUGAAGGUGCGAGAAGAAUUGCUCGUAUUAGUCGCGAAAUGGGAGUUGAACGGCUUAUUCAUCUUUCUGCGCUCAAUAUUGAUCCUUUACCUGCUCCAAUUUAUUUAUCAAAAGGAUCAGGAUUUUUAGCAUCUAAACAGCUUGGUGAAAAGUUGGUACUUGACGAGUUCCCUGAUGCUACUAUAUUCCGUCCAUCAGAUAUAUAUGGACAAGGUGAUAGGUUUCUAAUGAUGUAUACUCAUGCAUGGCGUCGAAGUCUUCAGCAAAUGGUUUUGUGGAAGAAAGGAGAACAAACUGUUAAACAACCUGUAGCUGUUUCAGAUGUAGCAACUGCCAUUAAAAAUGCUGUACUAGAUCGUUCAACUGCAGGCAAAACAUAUCAAGCCGUUGGACCUACACCAUAUUUACUUGCUGAUUUAGUAGAUUGGAUGUAUGCUAUCUGUCGCCGCACAAAAGAAUUUGAGUACGACUUUAAAAGAACUGGAUUUUUAGGAAAUCCACAACAUUUAGUCAAAAUGUGGCUGACAGACAAAAUAUGUCCUAGUUGGCCCCCAGGCUUUGUCACUGCUGAACGUUUUGAAAGGGAAUUUGUUAACGAUUUCGUCGAUGAAAGGUUGCCGACAUUGGAAGACUUAGGUGUUGUACUGACGAAGACUGAGAAGCAGAUACCAUAUGACCUAAAGUUCUUAAAAGCGUUCCAAUAUUACAUUGAUACAAUCGGUGAAAUUGAAAACCCACUCCCUCCACCACCAUACGUACCACCCCCGAAAUCAAACUUCUUACAUACAAAUUAGAAUCCAUCUGAAGAACGUGUCUGCCGUAUAGGCCCUAGAUGUCUGUGCCACCAAUCUGAGUCUAAAAACAAACAAUAAAAUGUAUAUUAGCAACAAUAUUUUAAAUAACAACUAUUAGACACACGAUUUUCUCGAUUUGAAACAGAAAAUAUGUACAUUUUAAUUUCUUGUUUUGUUAUUAUAUAAAUAUUAGUAUUAUCAAUAUACAACUUAAUAUUAUGUUUGUAUAAAUUUAUUUCAAAUUAUUUUUGAUAUACACAAUUAUAUGCAGAUAAAAAUUAUUUGUUAAA
Adelges cooleyi (spruce gall adelgid) is the source of this 1638-nucleotide messenger RNA. RefSeq names its product NADH dehydrogenase [ubiquinone] 1 alpha subcomplex subunit 9, mitochondrial (gene ND-39). NCBI's taxonomy places the organism in Eukaryota, Metazoa, Arthropoda, Insecta, Hemiptera, Adelgidae. The transcript is spliced from 8 exons. The coding region runs from base 104 to 1348 and encodes 414 amino acids. The record is from RefSeq and is a predicted model, not a curated record. Gene Ontology annotation, molecular function: protein-containing complex binding. Gene Ontology annotation, cellular component: mitochondrion.